This is a messenger RNA of Myxozyma melibiosi, 1953 nucleotides long. RefSeq names its product Sec1-like protein. The transcript has 5 exons. Gene Ontology annotation, molecular function: syntaxin binding. Gene Ontology annotation, biological process: endoplasmic reticulum to Golgi vesicle-mediated transport; intracellular protein transport. Gene Ontology annotation, cellular component: Golgi membrane; cytosol. Lineage: Eukaryota; Fungi; Ascomycota; Lipomycetes; Lipomycetales; Lipomycetaceae. The record is from RefSeq and is a predicted model, not a curated record. The coding region runs from base 1 to 1953 and encodes 650 amino acids.
AUGACCCUGCGCGAUAAGCAGAUAGUCGUUAUCGAGAGGCUCUUGAACCUCAACAAGGACAAGAGUCCCAACGUCGUAACCCCAGGUGGCGACGUCACAACGCCCGAUGCGAACGGAUCGGAUCCGAAUGGCACCGGUGCUGACGAGCUGAUCUGGAAAGUACUGGUUUUUGACAAGUUUGGGCAGGAUAUAAUAUCAAGUGUCUUGAGAGUCAACGACUUGUUUCAGAACGGAGUCACUAUUCACAUGCUACUAAACUCGGUCCGGCACAGCAUCCCAGAUGUUCCUGCCAUCUACUUUGUCCAGCCCACGGCCGACAACAUCAAGCGGAUCGCCCAGGACCUCAACCAAAGCCUCUACGAAUCCAUCUACGUCAACUUCAUCUCCUCCAUCCCCCGCAACCUCCUCGAAGACUUUGCCUCGCAGGCCAUUAACUCCGCCCACAUGGUUUCCCAGGUCUACGACCAGUACCUCAACUUCAUCGUCACCGAGCCCGACGCGUUCAGCCUCGCGCUCGAUAAAGUCUACUCCACACUCGCGAGCCCGAAGAUCCAAGACCAGGAGAUCGAAGAGAUCAUCGACCGGAUCGUCAUCGGUCUGUUUUCUGUCAUCCUCACCAUGGGCCAGAUCCCUAUAAUCCGCUGUCCGCGCGGGAACGCGGCCGAGAUGGUGGCUCAGAAGCUCGAUCAGAAGUUGCGCGACUAUGUCAUCAACUCCAGAGACAGCACGUUCAAUUCGCCUACAGUCAACGCCCAAAGACCAAUCCUGGUGAUCUUUGACAGAAACAUCGAUCUGGUGCCAAUGUUGUCGCACUCGUGGACAUAUCAGUGCCUGAUCAACGACGUCCUCGAGAUGAAGCUGAAUAGAAUCAGAGUGGAAGUCGACGACGGCAACGGCAAGGUCUCAAAGAAGGGCUACGAUCUGGACCCCAAGGACUUUUUCUGGAACAAAAACGCCGCGAUCCCGUUCCCGCAGGUGGCCGAGGACAUCGACGCCGAGCUCACGCGCUACAAAAACGACACGACCGAGAUCACGUCGGCCACCGGCGUGAACUCGAUCGAGGAUGUCAAUCAGCUGGAUUUGAACGCGAACGCGGCGCAUCUCAAGUCUGCAAUCACCGCGCUGCCUGAGCUGACGGCGCGGAAGCAGACGCUGGAUAUGCACAUGAACAUCGCGACCGCGCUGCUCAAGGGUAUUAAGGAGCGGGGUCUUGACUCGUUUUUCCAGAUGGAGGAAAACAUCACAAAGACACCGAAGCAGACCAUUCUCGAGACCAUCAACGAUCCCGAGCGCAAGGAUCCGCUCGACAAGAUGCGCAUGUUUUUGAUCUACUUCAUCUCCGCCGAGUCUACAAUCUCUGCUGCUGACAUGGCCGAGUACGAGCACGCGCUCGUCCAGGCCGGCUGCGAUAUCGCGUCGCUGACGUACAUCAAGCGUGUUCGUGAAAUCACGCGAAUGACAAUGAUGUCCACCCAGCCCAGCGGCGCAUCCAACCAAUCCAGCGGCGCCGGCCCGUCCGCCGACAACAUCCUGCGCGGUUUCAGCAGUCUGUCGAACCGCCUCACCGGCCGUCUCAAAGACGGCGGUCUGUCCGGCGGCUUUGAGAACCUCAUCUCGGGAGUGAAGAACUUUUUGCCCUCGCGCAAGGACCUGACAAUCACGCGGCUCGUCGAAAGUCUGAUGGACCCCGGCAGCGGCAGCACGCACUCGACCGAAGACUACCUGUACUUUGACCCCAAGAUGGCGCGGGGCUCGCUCACGCGGCCGAUUCCGCGCAACCGCACCGCGUGUUCGGAAGCGAUCGUGUUCACCGUCGGCGGCGGCACGUUCCUCGAGUAUGGCAAUCUGCAGGAGUUUGCGAAACGCACAAACCGGCGGAUCGUGUACGGAAGCACGCAGCUGUGUACGCCGCAGCAGUUUAUGGAGGAGCUUUCGGAGCUUGGGGCUGCUUAA